UUCAGUUCCAUCGCAAACUUCUGCGAUGCCACUUGUGUGCGAUCAUUGUUGAGCUUGGGUUCUCCGAAUUACAAGCUGAAAACCGUGACCAGAAACAGUAACCGCAACUCAGAUAGAAAUAUUACCUGACGACCAGCAGUGGAUCCAGCACGAUGCCCACCAUCGAGCACAAAUUAAAUAUCACGGAGGAGGAGGUUCCAGAGCACAUCCGUCGACUUGCUCAGGAACAGGGCGAGUGUCCCAGUAACAAGGAACAGAUCAUCGAACAAUUCCGCAGCUACAUACUAGAACGCAACGAGUGCCAGCCACACCGCAACGAUGCUAAAUAUCUGCAAAAGUUUUUAAGAGCGCGUUACUGGAAAAUCGAAAACAGCUAUAGAUUGCUGUGCAGUUACUACAAAUUUCGAGAGAACAACAAAAGCUUCUACGAAAAAGUUCGACCCCUGGAUCUGCGUCAUAUUGGACAGUCGGAUAUCUUGACUGUAACGCCCUACCGGGAUCAACAUGGACACCGCAUACUAAUCUAUAGAUUUGGCCUUUGGCGACCCAAUCGUGUGACCGUCGACGAUAUUUUCCGGGCCACCAUUGUUCUACAGGAACUGGGUAGCUUGGAACCAAUCUCACAGAUCGUUGGAGGAGUGGGAAUCUUUGACCUGAAGGAUCUGGGCCUGGAACACAUACUCCAUCUAAGUCCUAGUGUUGCUCAAAAGAUGAUUGCCCUGCUAGUGACCUCAAUGCCUAUAAGGACAUCCGCCCUCCACAUUGUGAACCAGAACUGGGUCUUCAAUGCGGCAUUUAAGAUAUUCAAGCCUUUUCUUAAUGCCGCCAUGCGAGAAAAGCUCUACAUCCAUGGCAGUGAUAUGACUUCUCUGCACAAGCACAUAAAUCCUGAACAUCUUCCCAAGCGUUAUGGUGGCCUGCACGAAGAUUACUCUUAUACGCUCUGGUUGGACAUGCUGAAGGAACAGUGCUCAACUAAUGGAGUCCAAAAGGAUAUGGAACAAUUGGGAUUCAUCUUUGACUAGGUUUUGAGCUUAGUUUGAUAUAUUUGCAUAUGCUCCCCUAGGCACUGAUGGUCUCUCAGUUUAUUUUUCCAUUUAUUGAAGGAAUUAUUAUAUUUUUUUUGUAAUUUUGUACUCUUAUGGAAGUCAAACCAUAUUUUAUCUACGUAAAUGUUAUGUAAUGAUACGAAAAUCAAAUAACACAAAGUAUGUGAUAUUUUUAAAAUGAUAUAACUUUUAAAGAUA
This is a messenger RNA of Drosophila subpulchrella, 1247 nucleotides long. Its product is annotated as alpha-tocopherol transfer protein. The coding region runs from base 153 to 1025 and encodes 290 amino acids. Gene Ontology annotation, cellular component: membrane. The transcript has 6 exons. Lineage: Eukaryota; Metazoa; Arthropoda; Insecta; Diptera; Drosophilidae. Gene Ontology annotation, molecular function: phosphatidylinositol bisphosphate binding. The record is from RefSeq and is a predicted model, not a curated record.